AUGUCUACCGCUGCACGUCGCCGGUUAAUGCGUGACUUUCGCAAGUUGCAGAACGACCCGCCGUCGGGCGUCUCGGGCGCUCCCAUGGACAACAAUAUCAUGCUCUGGCAGGCCGUUAUUUUUGGACCGGACGAUACACCGUGGGAAGGUGGGACGUUUAAUCUGACGCUCGAGUUUAGUGAAGACUAUCCGAACAAGGCGCCGACUGUCAAAUUUAUCACGAAAAUGUUCCAUCCAAACAUCUACAACGACGGUCAGAUUUGUCUGGACAUUUUGCAGAACCAGUGGUCGCCCAUCUACGACAUCUCGGCGAUCCUCACGUCCAUCCAGUCGCUGCUGUGCGACCCGAACCCGAACUCGCCGGCAAACUCGGAGGCCGCGCGACUUUUCCAAGAAAAUCGACGGGAGUACAAUCGCCGCGUGCGCGAGAUCGUCGAACAGAGUUGGCAGGCGAUCGCAUAA
Messenger RNA from Peronospora matthiolae, 462 nucleotides. NCBI's taxonomy places the organism in Eukaryota, Oomycota, Peronosporomycetes, Peronosporales, Peronosporaceae. The record is from the annotation of a GenBank genome assembly.